This is a messenger RNA of Gigantopelta aegis, 1675 nucleotides long. RefSeq names its product orexin receptor type 2-like. Gene Ontology annotation, molecular function: G protein-coupled receptor activity; peptide binding. Gene Ontology annotation, biological process: G protein-coupled receptor signaling pathway. The transcript is spliced from 2 exons. The coding region runs from base 484 to 1644 and encodes 386 amino acids. Gene Ontology annotation, cellular component: membrane. The record is from RefSeq and is a predicted model, not a curated record. NCBI's taxonomy places the organism in Eukaryota, Metazoa, Mollusca, Gastropoda, Neomphalida, Peltospiridae.
CCUAGUACAACCUGCCAAGUAAGGUCAUAGAUCGUUUGUAUACAGAGAUCGGAUUUCCGUGUCCAUGUAAACAAUAUUUCAAAGUUCGGUGCAGUUGGAUACGAUCCGGACGUCUGAACAGCAAGGCCUGCUACUACUAUUUCCAUCAGCUCGGGAACAGCGUCUAGUGUGAGCAGUGUUUGUCAACAGUGUGUGGUCGUACAGUGAUACUGGCUAAACGUCAGCAGACAGGUAAUAUUUACACACGACGUUUACCUGGUUAGUCUCCAGUAUGGCACACCGACACGAGGGAUCCGGUAGAAUCUUCAUCUUAUACAGAGGAUAUAGCAAAACGAAUCUAUGAUCUUGACAAUGAUUAUACAUCUAAUAUAAAACUUCAAAUGUACUAAACAUAACACGAACCGAACAAACUGUGGGGGGGUUGUUUUGUGUCAUGAGUAUCUAUCACUUAUUAAAGGUUAGACAGACGCUUUAAGUUGAUGGAUGGAUUCUACCGUCAGCAUGAACCAUUGCAGUCACGGCCUGGACGUAAACCGCACGAAUCUGCUGAGUUUGCUGAACGAGGAGCGUGCACGGGCGCUCGUGCCGGCCAUGGUUCUCAUUAGUCUCCUCAUGGUCGUGGGCAUCGUCGGAAACACGCUCGUCUGCAUCAUUUUCUGCAGAAAGCUGGAGCAAAAUACUCAGACGUUCCUCUUCAUCUGGCUGGCCGUGUUUGACUUGGUCAGCUGCUGCGUCGGCAUGCCGUCGGAGAUUGUCGACAUGCGUCUCUAUUACAUGUUUGACAACGUGGUGGCCUGUAAAAUCAUCCGCUUUUUCCUCACGUUCCCCACGGUGAGCUCGAACAUCACCCUCCUGGUGAUCGCCAUUCACAGAUUCCGCAAAGUGUGUCGACCUCUGCAACCACAGAUAUCCACAAAGGUUGCCAGAGUUUGCAUCGCCACUGCAGUUUUUGCAGGUGUGGUGUUUUCCAUACCGACGUUGUUCAUAUACGGGAAGCGAUCCACUCCUACGAGAAUUGCAGGAGUUGUUGGGAGCGACUGCUCCGUGAGUGACUACUAUCAGAAGAAGUCGUACCCUCUGGUCUACGAACUGUGUCUGGCCACCGCUUUUGUAGUGUUCACUGUGACUCUGAUCGUCUUAUACUUACGAAUAUGGAAGACCAUCAAGCGACACAAUAAAUACAUGAGGAAGCACACCGCCCAGGCCCUUAAUGUACUGCUGGGCAAUAGAGAAGACUCUCUGGAAAUUCCAUCACAGUCUUCUUCUUCUUUAACUCCUAAAUCAAGGUCAAGGUUGCCGUCGGUGACAGAUGCUGAACGUGGGGGACACAGUUUGAAUUACAAGGCGCGUGAGUUAAAGACGAGUAACCGAUCAACGGUUGUAGCUUUUCUUGUGACCAUUGUGUUUGUAGUGAGUUAUCUGCCCCAUCUCUCGUUGAUCAUCGCGAGGACAGUGAUAAAGGACUUCGAUCUAGGAUUAGGAGGAGCAAGUCUGUGCGCCUACAAUAUUUUCCUGCGAUCUUUCUUUGUGAACUCGGUGGCUAAUCCGAUCAUUUACGGCUUCAUGAACAUUGAAUUUAGACAAGAAUGUCUCCAGGUUGUCAGAAAAUGGUUUUGUUGGUUUAAAGAUGUAAAUAGUUCUUAACUGUUUUGAAUUAACACAAAUUUGUGUCACA